Molecule: messenger RNA, 9513 nt
Organism: Anolis carolinensis (green anole)
Lineage: Eukaryota; Metazoa; Chordata; Lepidosauria; Squamata; Anolidae
Gene: ccnq
Product: cyclin Q
Exons: 6
Coding region: 185-907 (240 amino acids)
Biological process (GO): regulation of transcription by RNA polymerase II
Cellular component (GO): nucleus
Molecular function (GO): cyclin-dependent protein serine/threonine kinase regulator activity
Source: RefSeq, a predicted model, not a curated record
CCUCGCCAGGCCCUCUUCACGUGACAAGCGCCACGUGGGAAGGGGCGGGCUCGUUUCCCUUUCACGCAUCCUGGCUGUUGGGCUGCUUCUUCCUGGAGGAGGGAAGCUUUUCCCACUUGGCUGCAUCAGACUGGGUCUGCACAGGGGGAGGCCAAGGGACUCUUUGGUCCCUUCUCCAACACUCAUGGAGCCCCCAGGAUCGGAAGAGGCCAGUCCCGUGUCUGCAGAUACCAGAACACACUUCAAAGUCUGCAGGUUCAUUAUGGAGGCAGGUGUGAAGUUGGGCUUGCGCUCCAUUCCCAUUGCCACAGCUUGUACCAUAUACCACCGGUUCUUUAUGGAAGUGCCUCUGGAGCCAUAUGAUCCCUACCUGGUUGCCAUGGCUGCCCUCUACCUUGCUGGGAAGGUAGAAGAGCAGCACCUGCGGACAAGAGACAUUAUUAAUGUGAGCUACAGGUACCUGCACCCCCGGAGUGAGCCCCUUGAGCUGGAUACCCAUUUCUGGGAGCUAAGGGACAGCAUUGUCCAGUGUGAGAUGCUCAUGCUACGGAUGCUCUGCUUCCGUGUCUCUUUCCAGCACCCUCAUAAGUACCUUCUCCACUACUUACUCUCCCUGAAGCACUGGAUGAACCGGCACAGUUGGGACCGGACUCCGGUGGCAGUCGCAGCAUGGGCCCUUUUGCGCGACAGCUACCACGGGCCCCUGUGCCUCCAGCAUGCCCCCCAGCACAUUGCUGUCACCGUCCUUUACCUCGCUUUGCAGUGUUAUGGGGUGGAAGUGCCAGCCGAAGGGGAAGCAGAGCGGCCUUGGUGGCAGGUGUUCAGUGAAGAUAUCUCCAAGAGCAUCAUUGAUCAGAUUGUCUUGGACUUGAUCAAGAUCUAUACUUUGGAUGCUGAGAUUGCCUAGGUGCAUCAAAAAGAGAAAGCCAAGUGACUCAGUGUUCCCAGCUGAACUGACUUCAACCUGGGAUUGAGAUGCUGACAAGUUGACUUCACAUCUGAAGGGACUGGCACCACAAUCAGUAUCUUGCAUCCCUUCGAGCUGUCCAACUGAUUAGGAUCAGGUUUGGAUUGGCACCCAUGCCUUGGUGGAGGUGGGACAUUCCUAGUUUGUGCUGCCGCUGCAUAAACUCUGAUUCCUAGUCCAUUUACAGCCAAGAAUAAACUUCUUGUCCAGCAACUUGUAAUACUGGAUUCAGAAUCGGAGGGUACAUGAUAUAAGGAUAGGAGCUCUGUUUACAUCUACUGGUUCACACUUAUUACAGGGGAAAUGUGCUGCAAGAUUAUUUUUCCCACUUCUAUUUCCUGGAUUAUCCCCCCACCGCCCUUGCUUUCCUGGUCUUGAUGCUGCUGUGAGUGUGACACAACCAGGUCAAAGUAUAGUAAAUCCUACAAGAGCUUUCAAGGCAGAGAUCAAGACCACUGAUAUUAUUUCUGUAGUAAAUGGCGGAAAAAUGGAAUCUGUGUUGAAGUGCUGUUUUUGGUUUUCUGAUGUUUUCUGACUCCAGUGAUGUGACAUGUUCAGAGAAGUAUCAAGUUGAAUAGAUACAAUUCCAUCUGUUUGCCUGUAUGUUUUGUGGAGUCAAAGGCUUAGUCAGGUAUCUGUGCAGCCCUCCAGUUACUGUUGAAAAUAUUGCCCGUCAUCCUUGCCAACACAUUCAGUGUUGAGAGUCAUGGGAGUUGCAUUUGGAGCCUAGUUUUCCUGUGCUGGAUUAAGCCAGACAUAACAUUUUCUGUGGUCCAUUCUACAGACAAGAAGCCAAGUUGCCAACUCAAACACUGUAGAAUUAAUUCAGUUUGACACCUCUUUAACUGCCCCUGAAUGUGAUUUCUAGGAAACUGUUUCCCUUCCCUACGUUUUUGAAAGUGUGAUUGUGGUUAGCAAGUAUCCCACAGAUAGGUUUAUUGGUGAACUCAGGGUGACUAAAACUCACUACGAGGCAUUUGCCUGGUGAUGCUCUUGGGCGUGCUAUCAUACAAUGUAUGGAGUGGCCUUGGGCUUCUGCCAGGAAUUGCCCAUAUAUUUUCAAGUUGUUGUAGUCAUGAUAAUUGGAAACUUAAAUCUGGUAUUCUAUCAGUAUUCCUGGAAUACCUGGCAAAGUUAUGAUUAAAGUUACAAUUUGUUAUAUAUGAGAAGAGAACAACUAUAAUGGCAAUAAACUAUGCAAAAUUUUGAAUUCUUCAGAACUCUUCAUCAGUCUGAUAGUACAACUCCACUACUAUUGGGUUAAUUUCACUUGGUGAAGAGCUCCGAAGAAUUAAAAAACAUGCUUACUUUUUUGUCGCAUGUUGACAGUCCGAUAAAGAUAUUGCCCAAGUAUGGACCUGAGUGUUGUUGGGGUUUUUUUUGGGCUAGCAGAGUUCUCUUAGUUUCUAUAUUUGAGAGCAAGGAGCCAGAAGUUGUGGCCUUUUCCACUUUUUCAGUGAAAUUCUCUAUAUGUUUACUUGAGACAAAGUCGCACUACAUUCAGUGGAGUUACUUCUGAAAAGAUUCAUUUCACAUUUCACUGGUAAUUUUGGGAAACCAUGCUAAGGGGCUAUAGGACACAGGUUUAUAACCAUAGGUACCUUAGUGAUAAACUAAGGAAAGUAUGUACAUUUUUAAAACACCGAUGCUCAGUUUAAUCAAAUUACACUAAAAGAGAGUGGGUUCAGUUAAAGAAAGUGUGUAUUCUGUGAGAACAGUCCAGAGUUACGGACAAGAUAGGUUCUAUAGGUUUGUUCUUAAGUUGAAUUUAUAUGUAAGUCAGAACAGGUACAUUUUUUAAGUGUAACUCCAGCCAAAACUUUUUAAUGGAUCACAUAGGGUUAACACUCCUGCAAGGUUUCUUUUGUUGUCUGUUCCAUUGUUCAGAAGAUUUCACCUCUGUAUUUGUGACAAUUGGAGUUUGAAAAUUUUGGCUUGUUGGGGAAACAAGCAUUCGUGCUAAAGCUUCACUGCUACGCCUUUUCUUCAGGAUAACUCGUCCAGGUGUGACUUUCCCUUCCUAGGGGUAAAUUUCCUCUCAUUCCUAUUGUCUCACCCCCAUUCUUAACUAUGAAUUGUAUGUAAGUUUGAUGUCUGUACCUUGGGGAAUGCCUGUACAUAAUAAUUAUUAUCAAUUCAGUUUUCUUGGGAUUUUUUUAAAGGACUAAGUAAAUUCCCUAGAGGCUAGAUCUCUGCUGCCCCUUAGCUUUACUUGCUAAAUGGACGUUAGAAAGGUUCCUUUCUGUCUUUUCUCAUACUUCUCAGCUUCCUUGGGCAUUUGUCUGGCUAGUAGCAGGAGACAAAAUAUCAGAUUUAGAUCAUGGUGGGGAGAUGAAGUUCUCCUGGUAUAACUGGGCUGCAGUUCCCAGCAGCCACAGCCAGUGAUGAGGAAUGCUGAGAGAUGAGUUCUAGCCACAGCUGAAGGGUUUCUCAACCUUGGGUUCAUUGCAUCUUUCACUUUAGGAACCCACAAGGUCAUUGUUGGUUGCUGUUAUUGUGUGCCUAUAAGUUACUUCUGAUCUAUGGCGACCCUAAAGAUAUCAUGGAGCUUUCCGGGGCUGAGAGUGUGAUUCCCACAGUAUCACCAGGGCCCUUCCACACAGCCAUAUAACCCAGAAUAUCAAGGCAAAAACAAAAAAUAACCCAGAAUAUCUGCUUUAAACUGGGUUAUCUGAGUCCACACUGCCAUAUAUUACAGUUUAAAGCAGGUAAUGUGUGAUUUUAUUCAGCUGUGUGGAAGGGGCCCCAGUGGGUUUCCAUGGCUGAGUGAGGAAUCGAACCCUGGUGGCGCAGCGGAUUAAACUGCUGAGCUGCUGAACUUGCUGACCAAAACGGUUCAAAUCUGGGGAGUGGGGUGAGCUCCUGCUGUUAGCCCCAGCUUCUGCCAACCUAGCAGUUCAAAAACAUGCUAAUGUGAGUAGAUUAAUAAGUACCACUCCAGCAGGAAGGUAACGGCGCUCCAUGGAGUCAUGCUGGCCACAUGACCAAGGAGAUGUCUAUGGACAACACUGGCUCUUCUUCUGAGAAAUGGAGAUGAGCACCAACCCCCAGAUUUGGACAUUAGGCUUAAUGUCAGGGUAAAACCUUUACAUAACCUUUACCUUUAUGAAUGGGUGCCUUACAGAGAUAGGAAGAAAGCAGAGAGUAGAAAUCUCAGUUUUUUUUAAAAAAAAAAACAGAGUUGGCAUUGAUGAUACACUCUUUUGUUUCCAAUACUCAGUUUCCCUUCAUUUUCCCCUGACUUCCCUAUCAUUUGCUUAAAUCUCAUUGAUCUGUUUUUCACAUCUCUACUUCCCUCCAAUUCCUCGCUCCUGCCACAGUUAAUAUUUUAUUUAUAUUUCUACAAAUGUUCCCAAAUCUGCUCUAGCUCUGUCUUGUGGUAUGGAUGUUUUGGUUGUAUGACACAUGGAAAUGCUGAUCCGUCCUACACAUUUAAAUGUCUUCAUAAUCAGUGUUUUGCCUAAGAGAGCACUAACUAAACCAUGACUUAUCCCCCUCAUUUUUUGUUUGUUUCUCUCAUCUCUUUUAAUCAUUUUCUGACUCAGGCCAUGGACAAGCUUUGAAUAUAAAAAGUAGCCAUGGUUUAAACAAAUCACAGGAAACCUCAGUUUUACAGUGUGGCAUGUAACUGAUUAGAAACACAUCUGUUAUUAGCAGUAGCAGAUUUCUAUCUCACAACAAAGCAAAUCCUAAUAAACCAAACCAGGGCUUGGUGUAAUGUGCAAACAUCACUGAGUAUUUCAUGAGCUCAUCUAGUUCGUUGUUUCCUAUGUUGACUGGCAGUGGCAUAACAGGAUUGUUAAUGAGUGGUUUUCUCCAGUCCUCCUGAAGACGCCAGAGAUUGAACAUAGAGAAUUUGGCAUGCACAACAUGGGUUCUGUCACCAAGCUACUACCAUCUCUGAUAAAAAGUCUGCCACAUGGAGCACAGGUUUGUUGUUAUAUGGCAGGGCUGGCUAGGAACCAAGGUUCUCCCUAUGGAACUAUCCAGCAUUGCAUAAUGUGUCCAAAAGGUCCCCAGGGGGAAAAAAAAAUCAAGAGCUAGCAAUCUGUUGGUGACCCACCCAUGGAUAAGGAGCACUUAUGCAUGUGGUUGUACUUUGGCCUACGUCAUCAUGUUCGUAUUCACCUGAAGAUUGUGAAAACAGAAUUGAAUGUAAAAUGACAUUGCACUUGUUCUGCUGGUAAGGCAGUACAGCAAUGCAUAUCUGCAUGAGUUAUCACACAUUGUCCAUGCAGUAGUGCAUUUCACUUGUUUUCUCACAGCGCUGCAGUUCAGUGAGGCAUAUUAAAUGUGUGAGUGUAUAUUGAAUCCGGUUAGUGACAUAUAUGUGAAUAAGCCAUGAGGAUUUUUUGCUAUGGCCAAAGAUGUGCAUACAGGCAGUCACCAGGUUAUAGACAAGAUAGGUUCUGUAAUUUGUUCUUAAGUUGAAUGUGUAUGUGAUUCAGAAGAGGCACUUUUAAAAGUAUAUCUCCGGAGAUAGACAGACAGACAGACAGAAGUUUUGGGUAGCAUGGGAAAGGUUUCACACCCCUGUGAUGUUGUUUUGCUGUCUGUGCCCCUGUUCAGAGGAUUUCAAUUCAUUUUUUGUCCCUGUGAUGAUUGGAUUUUGAAAAAAUUCCUUUUUGUGGAAACAAGGAUUGGUGAGAAAGCUUCAGUGGAGACAUCCUUUCCCCUUGAUAUGUCUUUCAGGAGUGAAUUUCUCUUCUGAGGGCUAGAUUUCUCUCACUUCUUGUUGUCUCAGAUCUGUUCUUAAAUAGGAGUUGUUUGUAAGUUGGAUGCUUGUAAUUGGGGGAUUGCUUGUAUAGCAUUAUGGCUGAAUUUUGCCCAACACCCAGUCAUUGAUAUGUAUUGUGUGACAUUGGUUUCUGUAUGGAGGUUGUGUGGUGCUGGCAGAGCCUGUGGAUAUUUGGGCAACACUGCGGAGAUGUUACAUUCCAGUUUGAUGGACUAUUAUGCCCAUGAAAAUAACUUAGAAAGCUGGAAGUCUACUUUCAGUUUUGGGUUCCUUCCAAAAUGUUUCAUACUGCAACCUAUUUUAAAAAGGAAAAUUGCUAUGGCUGGUGGCUUCCAAGAGAGAUGUCCACCUUUCUUUGUAUUUUGGGCCAAAGGAUCCCAUGAGCUUAGGUGAUGAAAGGCUGCAAAAACAGGGAAGGGGGCAACAUUUGGUCCCAAAGUGCUCGCUUGUCUAAGCCUGCUAUAUAUAGGGAGCACAUUUUGUGGGUGAACAUACUAAUGUGGAGGAGCACUGAGCUGGAGACCGAAAGGUCCCAGGUUCAAUCCCCGGGAGCGGCGUGAGCGGCCGCUGUUAGCUCCAGCUCCUGCCAACCUAGCAGUUCGAAAACAUGCCAACGUGAGUAGAUCAAUAGGUGCCACUCCGGCAGGAAGGUAACGGCGCUCCAUGCAGUCAUGCCGGCCACAUGACCUUGUAGGUGUCUAUGGACAACACCGGCUCUUCGGCUUAGAAAUGGAGAUGAGCACCAACCCCCAGAGUCGGUCACGACUGGACUUAACGUCAGGGGAAACCUUUACCUUUACUAUGGUUCAAAUAUGGUCUUGUUGCCAAUACAAUUUGGAAGGUGAGCUCUACUUAGGUAGGGCCAGGUACUUUUAGCUUGCUGCCAUUGUGAUUCGGGGAUGGCCCCUUCCACGUGGAUAAAUGUACAAGCACUUUUUAAACUCAUUUAUUAUUUUUCUUUUUAAAAAACCCUUCAUCCUCUCCCUUUUAAAUUAUGGUGUAGAAAAAAGGUCCCCCACAAGAGCAAAAUCCCCCCCCCCUUUGCGUGAAUGUCCUUCCCGCCCUCCCAUUCACUGUGAAAUAGCAGAUGGCUGGCGAGUUUGUACAGCAACAAAGUGACCUUUUGCUUUUGUUCAAAUGUUUUUUUAAAUAUAUAUAUAUAUAAUAUUUUUUUCUAUCAAUAGUAUCUACAAUAUCGAAUGAAAAGAAGCCCAGGCUGGGACUAAACAUUUUCUUUGCCCCUGUUCCUUUUCCCUUGAAAACUAAACUCUUCAGAUUUGGGAUUUUAUUUUCUUCCUUGAACACUCAGAUGAGGAAAAAGAAACUUGUCUCUCUUUUUUGUUUUUGUUGUUUUUCUUGGAAAGAAAAGAUGGCGACAAAAAGAUUUACAGAUGGGUUUGGCAUUUGCCCUUCCGGAGAAGGGAUGGCUUUUCUGACAGUGCUGCAGCUGGUAUUUUCAAGCAGGUUUGCCCCGGGAAAGUGUAGAGCAUGUUCCCCAGAAAUCAUGCAGGAUGGCUUUUGGCCAUGGUUUAGUACGCGUAGAAAGCUGAGACUACUAGGAAUUGAGUUGGCCUCAUCUCUGCUGCCCAAGAAAUAAAUGGUCCGGAUAAGGAUAGUACCCUUAUUACCCGACCUUUUCCCUAUCCACUUCUGACAAAUAGAUACUACUCCUUCACUGUCACCUGGGAAAUAAUUUUGGAUGUCAGGAGAGAAUACUUCUGGAACAUGGCCACACAGCCCGAAAGACAUACAACAACCCUGUGAUCCUGGCCAUGAAAGCCUUCGACAACACAAUUUUGGAUGUGUCACUGUAGCCAUGCAUUUGAGAGCUGUAUCUAUACAUGACACACUACCAAAGUCUUCAACAUAAUGUUCCUCAACAUGGUGGUCCAUAGACCUGUGCCAGUCUAUGACUCACCUCUUACUGAUUCUUCCCAGAGAAAAAAGAGACCGUUGUUGCCAAAGGAUAUAAAUAUGGUCACGGAUUCCCUGGCACAUUGGGAAAACACUCAAUCCUCCAUAUCAGGACCUUAAGAAGCACUGUUCUAAAAAUUUGACAGCUUUAGCUGUUCAGUUUUUUGAGCCUGCGCCUAAUCCUAGGUCUUGACUUGAGUGAAGCCUACACUAUGUCAACCACUAUGGAGUGUCCCUGAUAUUUUGGAGCUCCUUGCGGGUUAUUUCUGAGAGGAAUAAUGUAACUUUUGGUUGACAUGACUUGGUGACUUGUCUUUGGAGACAGAGUGAGAGAUAAAAGCCACUUUGGGUUGAUGGAGACAAUUCUCCAUGUCUGGAAAUUAAGAGGCUUUCAAAACUCUUAAUGUCCAAGUAGUAACCCUGCACCAAAACACUGCCGUCAUGGGGACAAAAACCUCAACAUCUCUCUGUGCCGCUACAAUGUCACCUUCCCUGGCUUAAUCUGCAUCAGACUGAAGGGUCUUAAAAUGACUAGGAGGAUCCUCAUUCCAUCAUGAAGUUUAUUUGGAGUCCUCUGGCAAAUCACGCAUUUGCUUUUUCUUACAGAACUGUUGUGAGGGUCAUAUGGAAUCACUCCCCUUGGAAGAGGGAUGGGAUAUAAUAAAUAAAUAAAUAAAGCAUAUGUUUCAUAGUGCUAUUGGUAGAUCUGUGCAACAUGAGUCAGGAGCACUUCCAGUUCAGCUGCAACUACUUUUGCCAUCUCCAAAGCUGCCUUGUCCGUCGGGGUGCAAGAGAUUUUUUUUCGUGUCAGGAGCAACCGGAGUUGCUUCCGGUGUGAGAGAAUUGGCCGUCUGCAAGGACGUUGCCCAGGGGACGCCCGGAUGUUUUUUGAUGUUUUUACCAUCCUUGUGGGAGGCUUCUCUCAUGUCCCUGCAUGGAGCUGGAGCUGAUAGAGGGAGCUCAUCCAUGCUCUCCCCGGGUGGGAUUCGAACCUGGCAGCCUUCAGGUCAGCAACCCAACCUUCAAGUCACAAGGCUUUUAUCCCCUAGGCCACCGCAGGCUCUGGUGCAAGAGAUAGGAAGUACAAAUGGGAUGCACUCCUCGCACUUGAUCAGAAAAUCCUCCCAACUGACUGUUUAAAUUUACAGGAGUGCACAAAGGCCCAACAGCACUUACUCAUCUUAGUGAGACUUGGCCAGGAGAAAUCCCAGCAGGAUGUGCUCCACUCAUUCAAUGCCACCCUCUCCCACUUUGCCCCUCCCUGAAUGGCAUCUUCUGCUUCAGACAGGUUCCUCAUCUUACUUGAGCAUGGCUUUGAAUUGAGGUUUCCUGCUUGUGGGAAUUACUGGGGCUGAAUUGGGAUUUUCAAGCUCACAAUAGAUAUGACUAUAUGUGGGCUGGGCUGUGGCGCAGCUGGUUAGUAGCCAGCUGCAAUAAAUCACUACUGACAUGAGAUCGAAGCCCGGUUGGACUGAGCUCCCGACCAUUAAUAGCCUAGUUCGCUGUUGACCUAAGCAGCUCAAAAGACAGUUGCAUCUGUCGAGUAGGAAAUUUAGGUACCGCUUUAUGCAGGGAGGCUAAUUUAACUAUUUUACGACACCAUAAAAAAAACUUCCAGCAAUGUGCGGAAAGGAAUGAAGAAGUACUCCAUCAAGGACUCGGUGUCACAAGUGAAUGAUGAAGCGGCAGCUCCCCCUGUGGUCGGAAUCGAGCAUACCUUCGUGAAGCCGAAAGCUGGAAAAUGUUAAAUUGCCGCUGUGUCUGUCUAUAUGUCACAUGUCUAAUGGCAUUGAAUGUUUGCCAUGUAUAUGUGCAUUGUGAUCUGCCCUGAAUCCCCUUCGGGGCGAGAAGAGCGGAAUAUAAAUACUGCAAAUAAAUAAAUAAAUAAAUAAAU